Molecule: messenger RNA, 966 nt
Organism: Lactuca virosa
Lineage: Eukaryota; Viridiplantae; Streptophyta; Magnoliopsida; Asterales; Asteraceae
Source: the annotation of a GenBank genome assembly
AUGGAUUCACUUCCAAUCUUGACUGUUCUUGAAGAGUCCAAAGUAUCGCCACCACCAGCCACCGUAGCCAACAGAUCACUGCCUCUAACUUUCUUCGACUUCUUAUGGCUAACCACCCCUCCGAUUAACACUCUCUUCUUCUACGAGCUCCCAAUCACCAAAACACACUUCACUGAAACAAUCACUCCCAGUCUGAAAAAUUCGCUAUCAAUCACCCUUCAACAUUUCUUUCCUUUCGUUGGUAACUUGAUCAUAUAUCCUUCUCGUGCUCAAAACCCAGAAAUCCGAUAUGUUGAAGGCGAUUCUGUGGAGGUUACGUUUGCAGAAUGUAACCUUGAUUUCAACGAUCUUAUAGGAAACCAUCCUCGAGAAUGUGACAAGUUUUAUCAUCUUAUACCUCUUCUCCGACGCACUGCUGAAGUUUCCGAUUUCAUAUCAAUCCCAGUCUUCUCCGUUCAAGUCACACUUUUUCCCAACUCCGGAUUCUCUAUUGGAAUGACGAAUCACCAUAGCCUUGGUGAUGCUAGCACCCGGUUUUGUUUCUUGAAGGCGUGGACAUCCAUAGCUCAAUCUGGCACAGAUGAGUUCUUUCUAGCUAAUGGAAGUAUGCCUGUUUAUGACAGAGUUCUCAAAUACCCGAAACUAGAUGAAAGCUAUCUGAAGAGCCAAAAGGUUGAAACUUUUGACAAUGAGUAUCAACUUGCAAGUCUUUCUGGGCCAACUGAUAAAGUUCGAGCCACGUUUAUCUUGAAACGAAGUGUCAUCAAUCGGUUGAAGGAAUUGGUUUCAAACCAACUACCAACGUUAGCAUAUGUAUCAUCUUUUACUGUUGCAUGUGGUUAUAUCUGGAGUUGCAUCGCAGAAUCACGAAACGAUGAACUGGAAGUAUUUGGUUUCACCAUUGAUUGCAGGGCACGUUUGGAUCCACCGAUUCCUGCGGCUUACUUUGGAAACUGUGUCACGUAA